This is a messenger RNA of Blepharisma stoltei, 1695 nucleotides long. Lineage: Eukaryota; Ciliophora; Heterotrichea; Heterotrichida; Blepharismidae. The record is from the annotation of a GenBank genome assembly.
AUGGUAGAAACUUCCGAACAAUUCAACAUAAAAAUCCUUACAUUCGAUCUGCAGCUCUUUAUAGUUAAUUAUAAUAUGGCAACAAUAUUUUUUAAAAUCUAAUUAUUAUUAUAAUAAUUUUUCAGCGAAUCAAACCAAUUAAGUUUAAAGUUAGCAACAGCAAGCUAGCAAUCCUUUUUAUAUAUAGGAUGUUUGCAAAAAGGCUUGUAUUUAGUUAGGAGACCCUUAUGCAGUGUAUAUUUUAAACUAGGCAAGAGGCAAGGUAUUUUUUGUUCUAUAAUUCUUAUUACCUUAUAAGGCUUAACCUGGGCUGGCUUUAAAACCUGCAAAUAUUUAGCUGUCUCGCCAAGAUGGGCUUCUAAUUAUAAACUCUAAACAGAAAAGAGAUCUCAAAAUAAGGAAAUAAAUAAUCAGCUCUUAGAAGCCUCUGUUUUUCCGAAUACCCUAAUCUCAGAUUUAAAAGACAAAAUAUGUGCCCAAUCUCAGAUCCCAAUCGACAGACAAAGACUCCUUUACAAAGGUAAAUUGCUUAAAAACCGCCAAUCACUCCUAGAUCUUAAUGUAAAUAGAGACAGUAUAUUAUUCCUCGUCGCCAACCUUUUCCCAGAAGUCCGGACAGUUGAAGACGAUCUAAUUAAUAAUCAAUUCGCUGACAUCGCUCUUUCCUCUUUAGAGAACACCCAAACCAUUCAUAUAUCUCGAGGUGGAAGAAAUAGAAGAAGAGAAGUCACCAGAGCCGAAAAAAUUGAAUCAAUUCAGCAAAGCCUCACAACGAUAAAUAGCCUAAUUCAAUGCAUGAAUAAAAAUUAUAAUGAAAAUCAAGCAUUCGAUAUAAACAAAAGAAAAUUUAUUAUAGGGCAGUGGGUAGACGUAAAAGACACAGCUGACAAUUGGCUUGAAGCCCAAGUUAUAGAUACAGCUGAUACUGAAGAAGAUGGCGAGCAGGUGCUUAUACAUUAUAAUGGAUGGGACGAAAGAUGGGACGAGUGGAUUAAUAUUUCGUCGCCAAGGAUUCAGCCGUUAAGAACACAAACUUUUCAGUCACUAAACAGUCCAACUCAGUCUCCCUUUUUGCAAUAUCCAGCUGAUUCUCCAGGACUAAGAUUUUCUUCUAGUUUAAAAGACUUGCUGCCUCAGACGCUAAAAUCAAUUGAUUUUAUUCAAAAUUUGAUGGACGAUUUCUAUACAUUGAGUAUAAUUCUAAAGCAUGAACAAGCUAGCGAAAGAAUAGGCCCGCUUCAAAAUAGGAUUCACGUAAUGCAUUUAGAAGAAGAAAAAGAGUGAGAAUCUGAGCCUGUUUCAGAAGCAACACUUGGGUCUGAAGAAGAGGAUUAUUUAAGCUGUGAAAUGGAUGAAAGAUAUUCAGAAAGGAUAAUGCUUGAAAAUCAUUCGUUUGGGAAUCAUUUUGAAAAAAUAGAAUGCAAUGAGCAGAGAUUUGGACUACUUACGAUGCAGAUUUCACCGCUUAUGGAUAGGAUUGGGAGAGUUUUGGCAGACACUGCAGCUAUGAUUGAUAGAGGGAAUAGGCAAAAUAAUCAGGAUAUAGAUCAAGAAAGAGAAAAUACUGGAACUGAGUCUUCAAGCUUAAGUCCUAUGCCUUCUCAAGCGGAGCUUUUUUCAAGAGAGCCUGGAGUUGAUAUACAUAUCCACGCUAUAUUUUUAGCAGGAUCAAAUGAUCGAUAUCCUUCUGAAUAA